Messenger RNA from Rhipicephalus sanguineus (brown dog tick), 1632 nucleotides. Its product is annotated as ice-structuring glycoprotein-like. The record is from RefSeq and is a predicted model, not a curated record. NCBI's taxonomy places the organism in Eukaryota, Metazoa, Arthropoda, Arachnida, Ixodida, Ixodidae. Bases 1 to 1632 code for a protein of 543 amino acids. The transcript is spliced from 3 exons.
AUGGGCAGGCAAGCGGAUGCCAGCGGCCCAGUCGACGACAUUCCUACCGACCCACUGUCAACCGCGGAUGGGAGCUGUGAGACCCACAAUCCCGACGGUGCAGCUCGGGCCCCUACCCCCCUGCCUUCUCUCGGUGACCGAGAUCGUGAAGGGCACGGCGCAGCUGUGUCCGGUAGCUGCUUCACGGACAACUUCGCGGAGUGCCCUGCGGCAGUCAUCGACACUAACCGCAAGGUGGACUUUCACCUACAGAUGUCAAACUUCACGUCUUUACCCACCACAGGACCAUCCUUGGCAGAGAUUAUGACCGCCUCCAAGCCACAGCAGCCGGCGAGCCACCCCCCAAGCUGGCCAGCGCUAGAGUGCUUGGAGACGUCUGGUGACUUCCACCGUGUGCCGACGUCAGCGUUAUCCCAACCAGCCGGUGACAAAACACUAACGACCACUCCCAGUCUGGCGCACAACCAGGAGCCACAACACCCCGGAAUUUCACCGCAGACAUUGGCCGAGGGUGCAGUCGCUCGCCACUUGCCAAGCACGGUCUCCCUAAAGGAAGCUGCAGUGCCUAUCCCGCCUGAAGCCAUAGUCAUAGAAGACCUUAUGGUGCAGCCCAUGCUUGCAGCUGAUGACACGUCUUCUGCCCAAGACGGCUUGACUGCACGCGGCACUUUGCGGCCGCUGGGUCCCACGAUUCCUGAGUUGGACGAGAUGAAGACCGGCAAAGCUCAGAGAUCCCUCCAACAACAGGAGGACCUUCCCGAGCACCAGACCGUUUCUGUCAAUGGUGACCAGCCACUGGAGAAGGCCAAGGUGGCGCUACCACCCUCCCAGGUCACUUCGGAGCCUCCCGCCACCAUCGCGGCACCCCCUAAGCCUGCCUGCAACACCGCGGCACCUGCUGCCCCUGCUGCUGCCAUCGCACCCGCCGUUCAUCGCGUUGCCGCGAAGCCUCACCAGCGCUCACGCUCGGGUACUCGAGUGGUACGCCCGCCCUUCGAGCUUCGCAAUCAUCUAUUGGCACAAUACGCCACAGCGCUACGGAAAAAACAGGACGAAGAAGAUUAUCAGAACUUCGUAACCUGGCUAGCUCAAAAGCGUGCCACACUGCGAGCUGCAACCCACGCGGCACACGCAAAUACAAACACGAGUCCGGCACAAGCACCGACUGCGAGCCUCAACCAGUUGGAGCAGCAGGCAGUGACAACCAUUGGAGACUGGCUGCUCAACAAGGCCAAGGAGGCAGCGCCAGUUGCCGCCGACCUUUCCGAGCCAGCAGCUACCACGCCAGUCAGCACAGACGACGCUACGUCCAGUCCAUAUGCUGCGAUGACGGAAGACGAAGCCAUAGACGCCACGGCGACCUCGCGUAAGCGGGGACGCGAGGAAGACGCAGCGGAGUGCCCGCGGAAGCAGGCGAACACACAAGCAACAGCUGGUACCACAACAACAGCUGCAGCAUCACCCGCCGGUUCCCCUUCCGAGCCGGACGAUACCGCGAGUUCAACCACAACCCAUGCAGCCCUCCUCACACAGGCGGCCUCCGCCGACAGCGUGGCUGCGCCCCCUGCGGCUCCCGCAGGAAAGAGGAAGAAAAACAAGCGGAAGACACAAUCCAAGCCGCUUGCGGCCUGA